This is a messenger RNA of Salvia miltiorrhiza (redroot sage), 939 nucleotides long. RefSeq names its product protein FAR1-RELATED SEQUENCE 5-like. Gene Ontology annotation, biological process: regulation of DNA-templated transcription. Gene Ontology annotation, molecular function: zinc ion binding. The record is from RefSeq and is a predicted model, not a curated record. The coding region runs from base 1 to 939 and encodes 312 amino acids. Lineage: Eukaryota; Viridiplantae; Streptophyta; Magnoliopsida; Lamiales; Lamiaceae. The transcript has a single exon.
AUGUCUGAAAGUGAGAAUAGCUUCUUCAAACGUCACUUAAAUAAGCAUGCAAGUUUAAGUGAGCUGUAUGUGUUGUUUGAGACGGCUAUUGAAACUCAACGUCAUGAUCAUGAUGCAUUAACUUUGGCUGAUGAGACAUCUUUCCCUGAGUUAAUUACAAUAUUGGAUAUUGAGAAGCAUGCUGCUACUGUGUAUACUAAUACUAUUUUCCUAGAGGUUCAAAAAGAAAUCCAAUAUGCAUCUGCAUUUUGUACUAUACCUAAAUGCAUAGAUGACACUGAGGGACACAUAUAUGAUGUGGAUGAAGAUGCAGAAGGUAUUUUUAAGGUACACCACAAUAUUGUUGAUGAUUACUUGUCGUGCUCAUGCAAGUUCUUUGUUAGAAAUGGCUUGUUGUGUAAACAUAUGAUUGCAGUUGCACGCAAUUUGAAGCUGAAAACAAUACCGGAAAAAUACAUUGUUUACAGAUGGACAAGGAAUGCAUCGUCAAUUUUCAAACAGGUAGGCCAAAAUCGGUUUGGUUCAUCAACUAAUAAUUGUGAAGCAAAUACGGAUGGUUUGGUUUCUUUGGCUUUGAAUUGCAUUGGACUUGUGGAUGGUAAUGUUGAAGCGAUUCAAUCUUUGAGGAAGAUGUUGCAAGAUUUUUUAGAUGAACAAUCCAAAAAAUCAUGUAAUGCAUCUUCAUCUUCUUUUAAAGAAAGAUUGAUUGAGAAUUUCUAUGGUUCAUCAUUGCCGUCUGUUGUUACUGUGUUCCCUCCGGAUGUUGCAAAAACUAAAGGAAGUUGUAGUAGGAAGAAAUCCCGCUUAGAAGCAGAAGCGAAGCGUGCACAGAAGCCUAAGAGACUAUGCAAGAAGUGCAAUACAUUGGGGUAUCAUGAUUCAAGGAAUUGUGAUAAAGUUAAUGCGAAGAACAAAAAUGUCAGUGACAGUGAUAUUUGA